This is a messenger RNA of Stereum hirsutum FP-91666 SS1, 4292 nucleotides long. Its product is annotated as PIN domain-like protein. Bases 68 to 4120 code for a protein of 1350 amino acids. Gene Ontology annotation, biological process: nucleotide-excision repair. The transcript is spliced from 9 exons. Gene Ontology annotation, molecular function: DNA endonuclease activity; single-stranded DNA binding. NCBI's taxonomy places the organism in Eukaryota, Fungi, Basidiomycota, Agaricomycetes, Russulales, Stereaceae. Gene Ontology annotation, cellular component: nucleus. The record is from RefSeq and is a predicted model, not a curated record.
GCGCUCUUGUCUAUGUCCCACUGGCAUCUCCUUCUUGCUCUGAGCGGGGGUGCUCGAAUAACUCAGAAUGGGUGUCAAAUCUCUGUGGGACCUUCUUUCGCCUGUUGGCAGGCCUGUCUUGCUUGAGACGAUGGAAGGCAAGGCCAUGGCCAUCGAUUCGAGUAUUUGGAUAUACCAGUUUCAAGCUACUAUGCGCGAUAAAGAAGGUCGUGCGCUCGUCAAUGCACACCUUGUUGGGUUUCUCAGGCGGAUAUGCAAGCUUCUGUUCUACGGCAUCAAGCCUGUGUUCGUGUUCGAUGGAGGAGCACCGGCGUUGAAGAGGGCGACCAUAUCUGAGCGAAAGAAGAAAAAGAGCGGAGCGGCGGCGAGUCAUGUCAAGAUCGCAGAACGUCUGCUAGCAGCUCAGAUGCGCCGCGAAGCCCUCAAUCAUACGGUCGGGAGCUCGUCGAAGGGCAAGGGAAAGGCCGCUGGUCCCGUCACUAUAGACGAGAACACCGUGUUCCUCGAGGACAUCGACAGUUCGCUACCCAAGACCCCCGCUCGAAAGGAAGAAGUCCCGAACACUCUCCCUUCGUCCUCAUCGACUAAGAAGAAGAACCGAUGGCACGACCACGACCCAUACCGUCUUCCCGACGUCGACCUUGACGCCCGCGUUUCGUCCGCCACACGCUCCUCCGCUCCGGAUCCUCGUCUCGCCACGGAGGAAGAACUCCGUGAUUUCAUCGAAGAGAUGCGGCCUGAAGACUUCGACGUCUCUUCGCCCGCCUUUCGCGAGCUUCCGACCGAAGUGCAGUACGAGAUCAUCGGCGACUUGAGGUUAAAGUCACGGCAGACGUCGUAUAAAAGGCUGCAGAAUAUGUUGAAGAAGUCGAGGACGGCAUUGGAUUUUAGUAAGGAGCAGAUCAAGAACUUGAAGCAGCGGAACUCGUUGACGCAGCAGUUGCUUGUCACGACGGAUACCAUCGGACAGGCGCAUGUGUCUAUACCGAUACGAGUGGCGAGCGAGAGAAAUAGGGAGUAUGUCUUGAUCAAGAACGAAGGGAAAGAAGGCGGUUGGGUGUUGGGGAUUAGGGAGGAAGGGAGUUCGAGGGCGAAGCCGAUUGAAAUCGACCAGGAAGAUGUGAAAGCUAGGGCGAGAGAGAACGGGACCGAAAACAUGGGUGGCGCAGUCGAGGAUGAGGACAGCGAUAUGGACAUGGAGGAAGUCGAGAUCCCUCAAGCAGCCCCCAUGGACCCUGACCUCCGGGAAUAUCGACGGGGAAUGGCUUUGGCCUCUAUAUCUCGUCGUUCUAGUUCACAUACCCAUGCUAAACUCCCAUCCUUUCGAAAGUCGCCGUCGAAAUCUAAAAACCCUCCCAAGAAGAAACAAAGAAUCGAGUCGCGGCCGCGACCGCUUUUUGAACCUGAAGACGACGAACUUCCACGCGUCUCACUUGGUGCAGGAGAUGAAGACGAAGAUGCCACGUUUGAUGAAGACCCCGAGCUCCUCGCGGCGAUGCAGGAAUCUAUGGAAGUUGAGGAGGAAGCAGCUCUUCGACGGGCUCUCGAGGCUUCCAGAAUGUCAAUUGGGAACGCUGAUUCUCGUUCUAUGGACGCCACGUCUACCACUGACAGCGUUGAACUACCCGACGAUCUCAACACAACGGUCUCUUCGGAUGUCGACGAGGACCUGUAUGUUCCAGGACGUCUCGAGACGGCGCUCGCCAUUGCCGGUGCAGGACCGACACCGCAACGCUUAUCAUCGGUGUCCACACCUAGACGAUCAUCUACCUUGGGCAGCAUGAUCCCUGAGUCGUCUAUGUUCGGAAAACCUACACUGUUACUUUCGACCAGAAACAAGACGCCAACGAAGCCUGUAAACUUGCCAACCAUGGGGCCUUCGCGCUCUCCAGAUCUGCGGAGGACAUCUCCCUCUGCGACAGUCGUAGAAGAUGCACCCUUUGUAUUGGAGGAUUCGGACGACGAUCUCUACAUGGAGGAAGUUUAUGUCCCAGCACCCACGCAUAUGACCGCUGGAUUAUCCAUCGAACCUCAAAUGCCAGAUUCUAUUCGAAGAUCACAUUCACCACUUCCACCUCCAGUUGUUAUGGAUGAUUCAGACGAAGACAUGGAAGAGAUUGUUCCCAGUGUGCCUUUGCCUGCGCAGAUCCCAGCUGAUGACAUCGUCUCUCCGCAAGUGGCGCCCCUAACUGAACUUAUCGACUCAACCGCCCCAUCUACGGCUCCUUCUCGUAUACGCUUCGCUUCUCCUCCUCUGGUGGAAGCAGGGGAUAAUCCAUCAGAUUCACCGCUGGUACCAGAGCAUGAGGAGGACCUGUACGAAGAUACUGUCCUGAACGCACCGUCUACCCCCAUUCGUACCAUGUCUUCGACCCAACUAGGAGUGUCGAGCCAAAGUGGCACCGGUUCUACACUUCUACCACCUACACCGUCCGCAUCGAUUUCGAAACCCGCAGAAGAACCUGAUGAAUCCGACGAAGCUUUGACGGACUGGUCUCGCUCUCCUUCGCCCGUCUCGCAUCAAGCAUCCCAUCUUGACGUAAAUGCCAACGGGAACGGGAAUGAGCCAGUUCCCUCGAGCGCAACCCACACGAAGGAAGACAAUUGGGAUGCGGCGCAAGAGAUGGAUCCACAUGCUGAGGAGGGCGAGUUUGCCCGGUUCAUCUCGCAGGUGAAGGGAAAGGAUCUGGAUAGCGUGAGGAGGGAGAUCGACGAGGAGAUUAAGGGGCUGAACCAGCAGAGGAAGGCGGCGAUGAGGGACUCGGAAGAUGUGACGCAGCAUAUGAUCUCUCAAAUCAUGAUCAUGCUCCGUCUGUUUGGCAUUCCGUAUAUCACCGCGCCCAUGGAAGCCGAAGCCCAGUGUGCCACACUCGUCCAGCUCGGCCUCGUCGAGGGUAUCAUCACUGACGAUUCCGACGUCUUUCUCUUCGGCGGCCUGCGCGUCUUUAAGAAUAUGUUCAAUCAGUCUAAAACCGUAGAAUGUUUUUUGCUGUCCGACCUCGCGCGCGAGCUUGGACUGGAGCGGAAUAAGCUCGUGCAGUUGGCAUAUCUGCUAGGGAGUGAUUAUACGGAGGGUUUGCCAGGGGUGGGACCGGUGGUGGCGAUGGAGCUGUUGAAGGAGUUUCACGGGGAUGAUGCGUUGAGUGAUUUCAGAGAAUGGUGGGUGAAGGUGCAGAGUGGCAGAGAUAGGCCGGAGGAGAGCAAGAGCAAGUUCAAGAAGAGAUUUAAGAAGCGGUUCAAAGAUCUGUACCUUCCAGACGACUGGCCCAAUGCUGCCGUGAAAGAGGCAUAUUAUCACCCGACCGUCGACGACUCUGAAGAACCCUUCAAAUGGGGUCUUCCAGACCUCGACGGUCUCCGCAGUCUCUUCCAAGACGAACUCGGUUGGUCAUCUUCUAAAGUCGAAGAACUCCUCCUGCCCAUCAUCCAGAAAAUGAACAAGCGAGGUCAAGUCCAAGCUCUCAACCGACAAGGCAACCUCAACGAGUUCUUCGACGUUUCUGGUGGGAUGGGCAGCGCUGCGCCUAGGAAGAAACAGGCGUAUACGAGUAAGAGGUUACAACAGGUCGUGAGCGAUUUCAGGAAGGCGCAGAAGCAGAAUGCGGGAGAGAAUAAAGAAAGUGAUUCAGGAUCGGAGUCGGGGGCUCAAAGUGAUGGUGGAGAUGAGAAGGAUGGUGGGAAGAAGACGAACUCGAAGGGAAAGGGAAAAAACAGACAGAAAGCUGGUGGGAGUGCCACCAAUGGCGAUACCAGAGGAGGUGGAAGGGGACGGGGCAAAGGCAGAGGUGGCGCUGCCGCGAGAGGCCGCGGGAGAGGGAGAGGUGCCGCCACAUCCACCGCCAAUGGAUCUACAAGAAAACGCAAACGGGCUGCUAGUGCAUCAUCAAGUAACGACGACGGAGACGACCCGGAUUACGAAGGCGAUGCGGGCUCCAGAGGGGCAGGAUCUGCGAGCGGAUCGAAGGGUGCUGGUGGUUCAGAAGACGUGACGACACCUUCGAAACCCAGACCAAGGCCACGGCCGGUGAGGAAGGCGGCGGAGAAGGCGAAUGUGAGUGUGACGCGUACCGACGGGGCUGAGGAUGGUGCGGGUUCGGGUGGAGCUGCUGAUAGCGCAUAGUACCAGUGCCGUGAUGGCUUCGGGUUUGGCGGGAUGCGCAGGACCUUGAGACGAACGUUCGUAAGGGCUCGAGACAGGUGUAUCUUAGUCACGAAUAUUAUUGCUGUAUUUUUAUCCUCAUAAUGAUGCAUACGUCCUCCUGUAUACGCUCACAUAUAAAAGCUGCAGGCUG